AUGAGCAAUAAAUACAGGCUUGACAAUUCCUCUGCAAGCCAGCAGGGCUCAGCAAGCAAGCUGGAAUAUGGCAAUAUAUCAGAAGAGCUCGAAAAUACAAUUGGCCCACAUGACGGUUUAGGUCCAUCAGGUGACAAAAACAACGAGAUAGGGGUCGUCAGUAGGCUGAGCAAUGACUCAGAGUUAGCUGCAGAUAGGCUGAAGCUGAACAAGAAAGUGGUGAUGAAAAUAGAUCUGGUAAUACUUCCGUUCUUGACGUGUUGCGUUUUCUUGCAAAUUUUGGACAAAAACUCGCUGUCAUAUGCGGCUAUUUACGACCUAAGGACAGAUCUGAAUUUACAGGGCCAAGAGUACAGUUGGCUUGCCACUAUUUUUUACAUCAGUUAUUUGUUCAUGCAAUUUCCCGUCUUUUUCUUACUUCCAAAGAUAAAAAACUUACCGGGAUUUAUGUCAUUGCUCCUGAUUGGAUGGGGCGUUCUUGUUAUGCUUUUGGCCGCAUGCAAGAACUUUGCUGGAUUUGCCACUUUGAGAUUCUUUUUAGGGGUGUUUGAAGCUGCUCUUCAGCCCUGUUGUAUCAUCCUGUCGUCAAGUUGGUAUACCAAAAGGGAGCAACCACUUAGAAUGGCUAUGUGGUCUAACACUUUUGCUGGUAUUUUCAAUGGUAUCUUUGGGUAUGCUUUUGGUCACUGGAAUGCCAAAUUACACAUCUGGCAGUAUAUGUUUAUUGUUUAUGGAGCUGUCACGAUUGUCUUUGGUCUAUUCACUUACCUUGUUGUUCCAAAAGACAUUGAGUCAGCUUGGUUCCUCAACAAAAAAGAGAAGGAGUGUGCAGUUGCAAGAAUUGCUACAAACCAGACCGGUAUCCAUAUCGGUGUGGACCGCUUGGAAUGGUCACAGAUGCGUGAAAGUAUUUUUGAUGCAAAAUACUGGCUCAUCAUAGUCUUCAUCAUCGUGCAGAACUUUGUUAAUUCUGGUAUCACGAACUUCAACACCUUCAUCAUCAGAGGGUUCGGAUUCUCUAAUUUCAGAACUAUGCUUCUGGCAACUCCACAAGCAAGUGUUGCAAUGGUUGUUUCACUUUUGGCAGCAGCGGCAACCUAUUUCAUUAAAAACAUAAGAUGUGUUUUGAUCUGUUUUACCUCAGCAGUUACAAUGACGGGUAUCAUAAUGAUUUGGAAAAUAUCCCCAGAAACACACAGAAAUGCGUGUCUGGCAGCAGUUUAUAUCUGCGGCUUCUUCAAUACCCCUUAUGUUCUUGCUCUGUCUCUAUUUUCCUCGAAUACCAGUGGCGCCACUAAGAAAGCAUUCACUUCUUUUAGCGUUGGUGUAUUUUACGCAUUAGGAAAUUUAAUAGGCCCUCAAUUUUUCCUAAACUCCGAGAGUCCUACUUACCAGACUGGUAUCAAGGCUAUGCUGGCAGCUUGUGUUAUUAUGAUUUUCUGCGCCGCCAUGUAUGCAUUUCUCUGCACUUUGGAGAACAGAAAAAGAGACGGAGAGCACCUAGAAGACCCCCAGAAUGUUAUAACUGCCAUAGAGAUUGGUGAGGAGGUGGACAGACAGAACUUGACCGAUGUCCAGAACAGACACUUCCGUUACACGAUUUAG
Messenger RNA from Zygotorulaspora mrakii, 1605 nucleotides. RefSeq lists its product as uncharacterized. NCBI's taxonomy places the organism in Eukaryota, Fungi, Ascomycota, Saccharomycetes, Saccharomycetales, Saccharomycetaceae. Gene Ontology annotation, cellular component: membrane. Gene Ontology annotation, molecular function: transmembrane transporter activity. The transcript has a single exon. Gene Ontology annotation, biological process: transmembrane transport. The record is from RefSeq and is a predicted model, not a curated record. The coding region runs from base 1 to 1605 and encodes 534 amino acids.